AAGUCAAGCUGGAGUUUUUUAUUCCAUGUCUCUGAGGUUCUCUGUGAACCCAAGUCACUUCCCUUAUUUGUGAAAGGCUUCAUACAAAGCUUUUCUUCUACUCCUGGACUGGAUUUCAUACUCAUUUCCCUCCUGCGAAAAGAAAACAGAGGCCUGAAUGUUUAUUAGAGCCGUGAAGCCAUGUUGGUUUUUUUCAUCUUCUCUUCCUUUUUUUUUUUCUUUUUCUGUGCACACACAGUGUGGCUGAAACAGCCGCUGGUGACUAUCAACAGAGCAGAGAGCAAUGUAAACCUGGAGGAUGCCGGACCUCGUCUCCUGCUCCCGGUGACCAUAUAAAGUUAGACGUGUCUUGACUGAUCACAAACACGGUGGACUUGCCAAAAAUGCGUUCAAGAUCACUCGCUGCCUUGCUCCUACAGUACAUUGUCAUACACACACACACACACACACACACACACACACACACACACACACACACACACCAUGUGAGUUUGAUUGCUUGCCUCUGAAGACGAAAAAACACUCCACAUUGUUUCUCGACGUCUCCGGCGUGUGACCCUGUUCUCCCCCCUUCUCCUGGCCGUCAUGGGUGUUUUGUCCACACAGGAAACAUUAACCUCUUCCUGCAUUAACCGGUCACUCAUACAAGCUGCUCUAAAAUCAGCCUCCUUUUUUUUUUUCUUCAACCCCAAGAGGUCAGCUGCUUCAAGUCAAAGUUAAAGUGAAGGUCAGGUCGCCAGUCACAGAGGGAAUCCUGGGAGAAAUAUAUAAUCCAUGACAAGUUUCUGAUGGUGAUGUUUGAGUGUUAUUUUUUUUCAUUUUAAUUUUUCUUUGUCUAACACAUCCAGUGAGCCACACGGGAGGGUGCAGGAAAGGACCCUGCCCCCACAGCACAUAAAAAAAACUCCUGCCUAACAAGAACAAUCUGUUUGCAGGCCGGAGAGCUCAGACACUCUGGGGAAACUGAAGGGGGGAGGACAGGCAGAGGAGGGAUUUGUCCUCAUGGUUUAAGACUUUCUUUUUUCUUUUCUUUUUUUUUUUGCACUAUCCAGACAAACCUCCGGCCUGAAAUCUGAAACUGGAGAAGUGGUGUGGUACUCUCUCUCUCUCUCUCUCUCUCUCUCUCUCUCUCUCUCUCAGUUCACUUUUUCCAGAGUGGUUUAGGUGAAUCCAACUGAAACGCUUCUUCUUCUGCUACAGUGGCUGAUCCCGAGGGGAAACGAUGCUCCCGAUGUUGGCCCUUCGUCAGACCGGUCUGUGUGUGGUGUUUUGCAUCAGCGGUGGUUUGGCCGCACCGCUACCUUUUUACAGUUCUCUGGAGGGAAGUGCAGAUGAGGAAGACCUCGGCAACUUCACUUCCUCUCUGUCGACCAGCUACCCUCUCUCUGACCACCAGACCACACCUGUUGGCCCCACGCAUGUGGAAAGUGACUUUCUGAGUCAGAUUGUGAACUUUCUGGAGGUGAACAUGCUCCUCAUCCUUGUUGCAGCUACUCUGAUCCUUCUCAUCUUCCUUAUUAUCUGCGGGGCGAUAUUCAUGAGCCGCAGGCGAAAGGUCAACUCUUACUACCCCUCGUCCUUCCCCUCAAAAAUGUACGUGGACCACAGGGACAAGACCGGAGGUGCAAAGCCUUUUAAUGAAGUGCCAGGAAAACCAGCUCCUGAGCAGGAAAGUGAACCAGUGGACUCUCACAAGCAGCUCCAGGCCGACAUCAUGAGGGCCGCCAAGAGCCUGCGCACGCCAAAUAAAUCUGUUGAUGCAGCAGAGGGGAGGGAGAAGAGUCAGAAAGUAGCAGACCACAGUCCUGAAGACGACUGUAAGCCAUGUGGCAGCAUCCUGGAUCAGCAGCUGCCAAGUUUCCCGGAGGAGAAGGAACCAUGUGAGCUGUCCGACAAUGAGGAGACUACAGCAAGAGGCAGAACGGAGCCGAGUUCUUCAGGGCAGCCUCGUGCAGAGGAAGACGUUUCAGAGCAGCCUCGUCCAAUGGAGGACGAUUCAGAGCAGCAUCGUCCAGAGGAGGACGAUUCAGAGCAGCCUCGUCCAGAGGAAGUCGAUUCAAAGCAGCCUCCUCCAGAGAAGGGUGAUUCAGAGCAGCCUCGUCCAGAGGAAGUCGAUUCAGAGCAGGCUCAUCCAAUGGAGGACGAUUCAGAGCAGCCUCGUCCAGAGGAGGACGAUUCAGAGCAGCCUCGUCCAGAGGAAGUCGAUUCAGAGCAGCCUCGUCCAGUGGAGGAUGAUUCAGAGCAUCCUCGUCCAGUGGAGGAUGAUUCAGAGCAGCUUCAUCCAGACAAAGAUGAUUCACGGGAGCCUUUGAUUGGCAGGAGUCUCCGACCCUCCUCUCUGCAUAUUCACAAUGACUCCGCAACACUUCAGCUGAUCGCAGGAGAGAAGACGGCCUUCUGACGCCUCUGAACACUGUGACUUGACUGUAUUCUCCACCAGUGGCAAUCUGUCCAGUAAACUUCAAAAAAUAUCUACAGAUUUACAGAAAGACAUUGAAGUUCUGAUCAUUUAAUAAUCUUUUUUUGUUCAGUGCAGGAAAGAUGCUUUUCUACAAUGGGAUCUAUCCAUGUGGCAGUUUAUAAACAUGGAUUGCUGUCUUUAAUAUCUGCUACAAACAUUCUCACCCUUUAUGGGGUUAUUUUUUUCUGCAUGGGGCCCCAGUCACCUUGUACCUUGAACAUUUAAUAUUGACAACUUUCUGCUGUUUAUGAUUGAACCACUUUUUAAUAUCAGUUUUGGUUUUAUGUAAUUUCAGCUAAAGGGAUGAUGGAUGCUCAGUUCAAUGACCUCACCUUGUCGUUGUCAGAAAUGCAUUUCAUUGAGGUGAUCCGCUUCCAUAACCAUCAUAUUAUUAAUUGUACUUCAUUAUCAAAUUAAAUACACACUUUCAGGA
Molecule: messenger RNA, 2894 nt
Organism: Scophthalmus maximus (turbot)
Lineage: Eukaryota; Metazoa; Chordata; Actinopteri; Pleuronectiformes; Scophthalmidae
Gene: tmem119b
Product: transmembrane protein 119b
Exons: 2
Coding region: 1223-2401 (392 amino acids)
Biological process (GO): positive regulation of osteoblast proliferation; ossification; positive regulation of bone mineralization
Cellular component (GO): plasma membrane
Source: RefSeq, a predicted model, not a curated record